GGCUUUCGUCAAGUUCCUAAUAUAAUUAGGAGGAACCAGAGGCUGGUGUUGAGUUAUAGGUCACUGACAAGUGGUUGCAGCAUGGACCUCGUUCAGCAUCUGUUUAUCUUGGUACUCGCAUCUCGGUGGAAAAGUGCACUCGCCCAAACCAGAACUGAGUUUGUGAAGGCGUUGCUGAUGGACUAUGACAACAAAAUCAUCCCGACAUUUGACAGAGCUACGCCAACUGAAGUGGACGUUUCAAUCUUCAUAAACAGUAUAGACUCCAUCAGCGAACAGACGAUGGACUUCUCGCUGAACGCAUUUGUGACGCAGGAAUGGGUGGAUCGCCGUCUGCGAUUUCUGGGCCUGAUCGACGCCGAGUACCUGGAACUGGACACGAAGCUCAUGGAUGACAUAUGGGUCCCUGACCUUUUCUUCCUCAACGAGAAGAGCGCUUCCUUCCACACCGUGACCGUACCCAACAAAAUGCUCCACAUAUACAGCAAUGGGAAAAUCAUUUAUCGGCUCAGAAUUUCCUUGACUGCCUCGUGUCCAAUGGUAUUACAUAAAUACCCUAUGGAUAGCCAAGUAUGUCACCUCUUUAUUCAGAGUUUUUCGUUCACCAAGAAAAGUAUAAUGUUCAGAUGGGCUGAUGAUGAAGAACCCAUCAAGAUGCCAAAACAUCUUGAACUUCCACAGUUUAUGCUGACGGGCAUUGAAUUUCGUAACUGCACGGAAUUGGAAGCUAGUGAAAAUUUCACUUGCAUUGCGGCAGACUUCUACCUACAGAGAAACAUCGGUUUCUACAUGAUACAGAUUUACAUUCCCAGUGUCCUCAUCGUCCUGCUGUCCUGGGUUUCGUUCUGGCUCAACGUGGACGCUGUUCCGGCCCGGAUUUCACUUGGUAUCCUCACUGUCCUCACCAUGACAACACAAAAAUCCAUGGCCGUUUCGUCACUUCCGAGAGUAUCCUACGUCAAGGCUAUAGACGUUUGGAUGGCCGCCUGUUUGUCUUUUGUAUUUUGCGCGCUGCUGGAGUUCGCUUUAGUCAAUGUCCUCGACCGGAGGCAAGUUAGGAGAAAGGAGACCAAGGUGGACAAGACGAGUGAAGAUGAAAAAUCUCCUCUUAGGGCUUCGAACAAUGAAGUGCAGUCUAAAUGGGUCAGUGACCCUAAGGGUAAAAUGCGCGCCAGACGAGUGGACCUUUUUUCCCGGGCUUUUUUCCCAGCAAUAUUUCUGAUGUUCGGUGGUGUGUAUUGGAUCUUCUACCUGGUGUAGUGCCCAAAUGUACAGCUCUGAGGACAAUAAAUUAAAAAAAAUUAAAUGUACAUUGCGCUUCAGAAACAAACUGUAGUUUUUCAUUACCCAAAUAUAUCUAGAAUUUAUAAAUAUCAUUAAUUAGUAAUAUGCACAGAAGCCAAUGAUCUUAGCAUGUGUUUAGGUCGUGUAUUGGAUCGUCUACCUAGUGUAGUGUCCAAAUGUACACCUUGCUUCAGAAACAAACUGUUGGUUUUCAUUACUCAAAUAUAUCUAGAAUUUAUAAUUAUUACUAAAUAGUCAUAUGCACAGGAACCAAUGAACUCAGCAUAUAGUGUUCAAAUGUACAUCUUGCUUCAGAAACAAACUGUUGGUUUUCAUUACCCAAAUGUAUCUAGAAUUUAUAACUAUUACUAAAUAGCCAUAUGCACAGGAACCAAUGAACUCAACAUGUGUUCAGACUGUGGUGUAAAAUAUUUAAACAGAGAGUGUUAUUUGGACAUACCAGAGUGUAUGAGCAAUGUGCAGUGUUUGAACAGACUACAAUGUAAAUAGACGAUAGUGUAUGAACAAUGUGCAGUGUUUCAGACUACAGUGUAAAUAGACUAUAGUGUAUGAACAGUGUGCAGUGUUUGAACAGACUACAGUGUAAAUAGACUAUAGUGUAUGAACAAUGUGCAGUGUUUGAACAGACUACAGUGUAAAUAGACUAUAGUGUAUGAACAGUGUGCAGUGUUUGACCAUGACUCCAGUGUAAAUAUUGUUUGAACAGUCUACAGUAUUUGAACAGACUAUAGUGUAUGAACAGUGUGCAGUGUUUAAACAGACUACAGUGUAAAUAGAUUAUAUUGUUUGAACAGUCUACAGUAUUUGAACAGACUACAGUGUAAAUAGACUAUAGUGUAUGAACAGUGUGCAGUGUUUGAACAGACUACAGUAUAAAUAUACUAUAUUGUUUGAACAAUCUACAGUAUUUGAACAGACUACAGAGUAAAUAGACUAUAGCACUUAUUUGAACAGUCUACAUCAUUUGAACAGACUAGUGUACAUAUACUGUUGUGUUUGAAGAGUAUACAGUAUUUGAACAGACUACAGUGUCUACACAUACUACUAUGUUUAAAUAGAGUAUUGUGUUUAAAUGGACUGUUAUAUAUAGUGUUUAGAGGA
This is a messenger RNA of Gigantopelta aegis, 2406 nucleotides long. Its product is annotated as glycine receptor subunit alphaZ1-like. The coding region runs from base 82 to 1260 and encodes 392 amino acids. The record is from RefSeq and is a predicted model, not a curated record. The transcript is spliced from 9 exons. Lineage: Eukaryota; Metazoa; Mollusca; Gastropoda; Neomphalida; Peltospiridae. Gene Ontology annotation, biological process: nervous system process; chloride transmembrane transport; chemical synaptic transmission. Gene Ontology annotation, cellular component: membrane; synapse; neuron projection. Gene Ontology annotation, molecular function: chloride channel activity; neurotransmitter receptor activity; transmembrane signaling receptor activity.